Messenger RNA from Penicillium salamii, 1236 nucleotides. NCBI's taxonomy places the organism in Eukaryota, Fungi, Ascomycota, Eurotiomycetes, Eurotiales, Aspergillaceae. The record is from the annotation of a GenBank genome assembly.
AUGCCCCAAGCAAAGUCGACACCAGCUAGAGCGUCUGCGCGAAAGCGGCCGACCAGCCAAGGGCGGCCUAGACUCGAUGCUCCCGCCGCUAAAUUAUCCGAGGAUCGGCGAAAUCAAAUCCGCCGUGCCCAGAAAACUUAUAGACUGAAAAAAGAAGCCUGCAUCCAGGAAUCCCAGCAGCGUGUCACCGAGCUGGAGCAUAAACUCGCACGGGUUGAAGAGUCUCUUAAAGAGUACCGAUAUAUGCUACAACGUGAUUUAGGUGACACACACCCAGAACUUCUGAAAGGUUGUGACCGGAUAGUCGAACUUUUGGCCACUUCGCCAGAGAAUCGGCACCAAAACUCAUCUCAUGAAUCAUCCGGCGAUACCCCAAGCGAUAGGUUGUCAUCCGUCGAGACAACCAUCAACAACCAGGCCAUCCCAAAAUAUCCUUCAACGCGGGAACCGUCUGCGACAGCAGAAGGACAAUUAGGAAUACGCGAUCUUACCGAGCCGGAAAUAAACAAUGAACUAACAAAAUCUAUAUCCGAAUCAAUCCAUCGAUCUCUCGGAUGCACCCUGAAUUACUCAUACUCAUCUUUGGAAAGUUCAUUCACACGGAGAGUCAAGCGAUCCAGCCUCGAACACGCUUUCCAGAUAUUCAGUGACCCACAUUCCAACCCACAUGAAGUAUUUCGACUCUUCAGACUUGUUCCAUGUUUCCGAGAUAGAGAAAAGAUGUACCCAUACUUCAGGGACUUGGUCACGUCGGAUCGAGAUCAUUCAUUGGAGAUUUCCGCUUUGCCUUUUUAUAAUAUAGGCGGUGCUGGGACGCACUACCCCAAUACGAACAGCGAUGGAGCCCCUGUUUAUCCCCGAAAUACGAGGAUCCCUCGACGCAUACUAGGAAUUAUUCCUAAUGGGGAUGCAGGAGACCAGACUACACAUACGGACGAGUCUCGGCACAAUCAGCUCCAACUCUGUGGGUUUGGAGGGGAAUGGUUUGAUUGUCGAGAUGUCGAGGGUUAUCUGAGACAGAAGGGUGUUCAAAUUGAUGAAUCUUGCAUCUUUCCUACUGUAAAACAGGCUCAAAAUGAUGUGACGCGUUCUGAAGACCCGGAGAAUUGUGUUCUCGAUCUAGAGGGUUUCAUUGAAGGACUUCGGUUCGGCUUAGCUAUACUGGGGCGAGCUCCUGGAUUUCGCCGAUCAGACGUUGAAGCCGCUUUCGAGGCAGCGCUGAAACAUCGCAAGUAG